GCUGGCGGGGGCCGCCGGGAGCGGGGGUGGGGUCGGUUUGAAUCGUUGGCCGCUCGGCCGGGCCGGCUUCUUCCCCGCUGAGGGGGGCCGGGACCCGCCGGCCCGGCUCGGCCUCCCUCAUCCCCCCUCAUCCCCGUCAGAGCCAGGCCUGCGCCCUGCGGAGAGCGAGGUUACUUUGUAUUCUUUCAAAAUGAAUGGCGAAGAGGAAAUAUGGGAAAAACUAGACACAGAAUUUGAUCACUGUGUUGUGGAUAUGAAGCCUCAUGUUCUAAAACUACAGCAUAGGUCAGAACGACAAAGAUGUGCACUGUGGAUUAAAAAACUAUGCGAACCCUCAGGAGCAGGCACGGGAAUAGUGGGAAGGAAGAAUCGGAACCUGUAUGCAAAACUUCUGCUCCACAUGCUAAAGCGAGGUGUGCUGGAAGGUCCUUUUACACAUAAACCAGAACCAGGAAUACUGAAAACUUUACCUUCAUACAUGUCAAUUUAUUUUGAUGAACCAAAUUCAACAAGAGUUCGGAGUAGUAGCCCAGACUGCUUACCUGACUGGGUAAUGGGAGAACUAGGAAACAGUGAAUCUAAGCAUGAAGAAUCGUGGAAGAUAUCUUCUAAAGAGGAAUCAUCUUUAGCAACACCACUUACAUAUGGACCUCAGAUAUUAUGGUGGCAAAGCACAGUGGUCACAAGGGAAAGAUUCAAGUACAAUGAGAAGCCAGCAUUAAGAUCGCAUUCUAUGAGUCCUCCUCACCGGACAGAUGAAGAUAACCUAGCCACACCACUGUCUGACCAUCGUCAUAAAAAAACCAUUUCUUUGGAUGACAGUGACCUCGAAGCACGUCUCAAUAGUUGGAAUCUUGGGUUAGAAAAUCCAAGAUAUUUGCGGGAAAAACCGAUGCCAGUGUCUUUGAUGACACCCAAAAUUGGCCUAGGAAAAAGAAGCACUUGUCGUGAUGAGCAGGCACUAUUUCGAAUGCAUGAAAAAGAGCUGGACAUGAAAAUGAAAAUAGCAGAAGGUAAAUUUCAUGAAGAAAAACUCAAAUUACAGCAGAAGCAUGACACUGAUGUUCAAAAGAUUUUGGAUAGAAAGAAUGAUGAAAUAGAGGUAUUGAAGUCCCUCUACAAAAACAAACAAAAUGAAGCUGAGGAGACUAUUAGAAAACUUGAGAAAAAAGUUCAGACCCUUGUUCGUGAGUCACAAGUCAUCAGAGAGGCAAAAGAGAAGCAGAUUGUGGAAUUAAAGAAGAUGUGUGAGCAAAGCAAUGAUUCUUUGAACAAUGAAUGGGAGAAAAGGCUUCACAAUGCUGUGGCUGAGAUGGAGAAGGAGAAGUUUAAUAUUCGGAAGAAGCACACAGAAGAUAUGCAGGAGCUGCUUGAGGACACCAAUGCUCGUCUUAGCAAAAUGGAGGAAGACUAUUUGGAACAGAUAAAGUCAACUAACCAGACAGUCAAAAAACUGGAGGCUCGUGUCCAGCAGUUGACUGUUGAAGCUGAAAACAGUAAUUUACAACGUCAAAAAUUAUCUCAAGACAAGACUGAUGCAGAACAACGUUACCAGGCGGUGUGCUCUGAACUUCAGGAAAUGAAAGCGAGGCACAGCUCACUUCAGAAAGACAAGGACCAUAUUAUACAGGAAUAUGAAGAGAACAUGCAGCAACUACAAAGUAAAUAUGAUGUUGAUAUAAAUUUUAUAAAGGAGGAACAUGCUCUCUCUGCAGCUAAGGCAUCUGAUGUGAUUGAAGAAUUACAGCACAGUGUGUCUCUAUUAAAACAACAGUUACAAGAUUCAGAACAUCAAAGACAGCAACAGCUGAGGGAUCAAGAAUACAAGCUUCAGCAGGACAAACUUCACCUGGAGCGUGUAUAUGAAAAACAGAUUCAUGGCAUCCGGAAUGAUCUUGAUAAAGAAAGAGGGGAUGCUCAAAAGAAAAUUCGCAAACUGGAAGAGACUUUGAAGGAGAAGGAGGAGCAGCUGACUCGGGUGACAGAGGUACAGAGGCUGCAGGCCCAGCAGGCAGAUGCUGCCCUGGAGGAGUUUAAGCGGCAGGUGGAGCUGAACUCAGAAAAAGUCUAUGCUGAAAUGAAACAGCAGAUGGAAAAGGUUGAAGCAGAUCUAAGCAGAUCAAAAUCGCUCCGGGAAAAGCAAUCCAAAGAAUUCUCCUGGCAGUUGGAAGAGCUCAAGCAAAGAUACGAGCAACAGAUAGUGGAGCUGAAGCUGGAGCAUGAACAGGAGAAGACGCACCUAUUCCAGCAGCACAACGCAGAGAAGGACUGCCUGGUCCGAGACCAUGAACGGGAAAUCGAGAAACUGGAAAAACAGCUUCGCGCUGCCAUGGCAGAGCACGAGAGUCAAACUCAAGAAUGCAGGAAACGAGACGGACAGGUUAUCUGUGAUAUGGAGAACCAAAUCCACAAGCUGAGGGAAGAGCUAAUUCAGGUAAACGCUCAGCGGAAGCAGCAGCUGCUGGAGCUGAGCCAUCAGUGGGAAGAGGAGAAGCAGAGGGCAGCUCGAGACCACGAGACAGCCGUGAAUAAGCUGAAAGUGGAGGCAGAAAAAAUGACAUUAGACCUGAAAAAGGUGCACACGGCGGAAACAGAGAAGGCCUUGGACAAGGCAAACAGCCGGCUGAAGCAGACUGAGAAGGAGUACAGUCAGAAGCUGGCUAAAUCCUCGCAGAUCAUAGCUGAACUUAAGACAACCAUUUCCUCUCUGACAGAGGAGAACAGCCGGCAGCAGCUUGCCGCAGAGCAGCGGCUCCAGGAAGUUGUACAAAAGUUUGAAGAUAAGAAGCAGCAGCUGAUUACAGAUAAUGACAGAGCAAUCAAGGCCUUACAAGAUGAAGUGGAAAGUUACCGCAUUCAGGCGCGGGCUGCAGAGAAGAAGCUGCAACGCAGGGAGCUGGAGAACCACGAGCAGGAGAGUGGGUGAUUAGCGGUUCUGCUCUCUUCCUCCUGUGCCUCCCAAAUCUAGAUGUUGGGCCAGGUUCACCCUUAGCUGCAAUUCUUGCAGUGUUGGAGGAAUUUGGUGUAAUGAGUGAGUUGGCCUACAAGCAUUGUAUUUUGGCUUCAAAGAGUCUCCUGGAAAAGAAGGAAAAUUAGCUCUUUGGUGCAUGGUUGUCCCUCCCAGGGACGAGCACUGGCCUGCACGCUAUGAGAGUCCUCUUCCAAAUCUCUUAUUUUUUAAAUUUCUUUCUUUAAUCUUCACCAUUUGCCAUUUUGCUUUUGUUUCUGACCCAUUUUGAGAGGAGAUCCAGAAGAAGAAACAAAAAGUGACUUGUGAAAUGCAGAGGUUGAAGGCUAGACAUGCGGACUCACAGGAUGAGUCCCCCUUUCUGCCUUCAAAGUUUUCUUUUACACGAGCACCUGGUCCAAACCUACCUGCAGUACGAUCCUGUCCACACUAAAUUCAUGAAGGACUAGCUCAGCUGGUCAUGUCCCGUUCCCCAAUAUAAAUGGAACAGAAAUGUUAUUUAAAUGACACUGCAUCAUCCAGCGUAGAACAAGGUGGUAAUGCAUUAGCAGACUUAUGGUAACACUCACAUUUGAGUUCGUCAAUGGUCUUGUCUCUGCCACUCAUCCGUUGGGACUUUCUGAAGAAGCUGGAGCCGUUGAGGAUGUUUUUGUUUAGGUGACUUUGGUCUAUUUUGGAGACAAACAUUUUGAAAGCUGGUAGUGUGUCUUCUUGGUGAGUGGUUGAGCCAUUAGUUAUGCUUAUCUCUCCAGAAGAAAAAUCUAAAAAUGACAGCUCUGACAUGUUUCCAGUUAUUACAUCUUGGCCAGGUGACCUGUAAACAUGUUCAUCAAGUAUUAACAGUAGCUAACGACUCAUCAGCCAAUCAGGGAGUUGAAAUAUUUAAGGCAGUAACUUAGAACUUACUUUCUGCUUUUACCAAAUAUUGUCUGAAUCAGAAUUGCAUAAAACAUCAAAAUUUGGGCUGACACUAUUACAAAGGCCACUUUUCUGAGCUUUUACAUGUCUAUAAAUAAGGAGGAGAGAGGGUUAA
Messenger RNA from Grus americana (Whooping crane), 4001 nucleotides. RefSeq names its product centrosomal protein 112 (gene CEP112). The record is from RefSeq and is a predicted model, not a curated record. Bases 191 to 2926 code for a protein of 911 amino acids. NCBI's taxonomy places the organism in Eukaryota, Metazoa, Chordata, Aves, Gruiformes, Gruidae. The transcript is spliced from 26 exons.